This is a messenger RNA of Hydra vulgaris (swiftwater hydra), 1281 nucleotides long. NCBI's taxonomy places the organism in Eukaryota, Metazoa, Cnidaria, Hydrozoa, Anthoathecata, Hydridae. The record is from RefSeq and is a predicted model, not a curated record.
AUAUUAUUGAAAAUUAUUAUAACUUAGUAAUAUAAGCAUGGUUAUACUCUAACUUGUGAGAUUUUUUUAAAAAUGGAAAGACUUCCGACAGGAUUUUAUAAAGAAGAAUUAAACAGAACCACAUGGGAAAUUCCAGAAAGAUAUCAGGAUUUAAAUGUAAUUGGAGCAGGAGCUUAUGGUCAAGUUUGGUAAUUUUCAAAACAUGUUUUUUUCAGCUACAGAUACUCAUACUGGUAUGCAAGUAGCAAUCAAAAAGUUAUCAAGACCAUUCCAGUCAGUUUUGCACGCAAAACGUGCUUAUCGUGAAAUUCUUCUACUACAACAUAUGUGUCAUGAAAAUGUAAUAAAUCUGCUUGAUACAUUUACUCCACAACAGACUAUAGACGAGUUUCAAGAUGUAUAUUUAGUAACGUGUUUGAUGGAUGGAGAUUUGAAAGACAUUAUAAAAAUUCAAAGCCUCACUGAUGAUCAUGUGCAGUUUCUUAUAUACCAGAUUCUUAGAGGACUAAAGUACAUCCAUUCAGCUGGAAUCAUACACAGGGACUUAAAGCCUGGAAAUAUAGGUGUUAAUGAAAACAAUGAUCUUAAGAUACUAGAUUUUGGGUUGGCUAGGAUAUGUGAAGACUCAAUGACCAGUUAUGUUGCAACUAGAUGGUAUCGAGCACCUGAGAUUAUACUUAACAGAACGCAAUAUAACUCACAAGCGGACAUCUGGUCUGUGGGAUGUAUAAUGGCUGAAUUAAUAACUGGUAGGACUUUGUUUCCAGGCGACAAUGAAAUUGACCAAAUCACUAUGAUUAUGGAGUUGGUUGGGAAACCUAAUGAUGAUUUUCUAGAUAAAAUGACAAGUGUCCAAGCUCGUUCAUACAUAAAGUUUAUGCCAAAUUAUGUUCCACAGGAUUUCAACAAAGUAUUUCCAAUAGCAACAGCACAAGCUAGAAAUAUUUUGCAACAAAUGCUUGUGUUUGAUCCAGAAAAACGAUUAUCUGCUGAGCAGUGCUUGCAACAUCCAUACUUUAUCCACUGGCAUGACCCUGAUGAUGAACCAACAGCUCCAUUUUUUGAAAAAGUAUCAGAACUUAAUGAAUGUACUGUUGAUGCAAUAAAAUUACUGAUGUUGAAUGAGAUCAGAAAUUUUGUUUACAAACCUCCUCCAAAUGAAGUCAUUGAAUAAAGAUAUUUUGUUUUUUUAUUAUAUGAUACUUAUAGCAAUUUUUUUUUAAUCAAUAUUGGCAUUUAGUGUAUUUUUUCUAAUUAAACAGAAAAAAAUAUUAAAUUUAA